UAUUUAGAAUGUUUUUGAUUCAAAAACGUGUACAAUUUUAAAUUUAUAAUUAUGUGAAUCGCGUCCUCGCGUAUAUUUGCCGUUAAAUUUGUGUUUUAUGUUUUAUUUUAGUUCCUGUGCUUCGUAACCUCUAAACUUACCAAGGAUACUAGGAAUGAAUACUGGAAUUUAAUAGUAGAAUUCGAUAGAAAAUUUUAAUUUCCGUUCAUUACUUUGUGCUUAAUCUGUACGUGCAUAUCAGUAUUACUCGUGUGUUUUUACGUAAGGGAUACCUUAGAUUAAUAAUAAAAAACCUUCAUAUCAAUAAAUUUGGGGAAUACUCUGCAGCGUGGUACAGAGAGUGACAAGCAAAAAUAAAACACGACGGAAAUACGGCGUGCAAUAUAAAUAAAUAACGUUGAUUGAGUUCUAUUAUACGACCUUGUAUAUUGUGAACACGUAAAGCGUUGUAUCAAUCAAAUCGAUGUAUCUAUCUUUCCCAUCUCGCAUUAUAACGACUCCUACAACAUGAUAGAAAUAGCCUUUCCGAAAUAACGCGAUCCACCAAUAUGCUGUGAUCUCGUCAUAAUCUCGGCGACUCCAUCCCUAAACCCCAGUCCCUGCCCCCACAUCCUUAGAUCUUUUCGUGCGAUUUUAACACUCGAAGAGUUUUAAAAGUGCCGGUCGCUUUAGUGAUAAUACAAAGAGGACAAUCAAUAAACGAUAAUCAGAAUUUAGUGUUUGCAUUAAUGUCAAGCGGUAGAAACCGGGGAACAGUUUAAAACGCGUUAACAAAAUAACUAUUAAGAUGCUAUCUAAACUCGUGUAGUAUUUCGUUUAAAAGGAAGUGGCAACAAGUGAUGUUAUUUUUAUAAGGGGGUUAGUAAUACGUCACACUGGUGGGGGUUUGGAAGUGCUGUUUGCCUUGGUGCGGCCCAGCCGAAGGCAAGGCGACUCCACCGUCAUCCCCGCCAGUUCCUUAUUGCGAUAGUCCACCUCGUGCUCGACAUCCCUCCCCCCACCUUCAGGAUAUCGCCGAGGAGGACUCGAUUGAAUUGCAACAGGAAGACGGCGUUCUCGAAGACGAACCUACCACACUACAACCACUUGGAGCACGUGUUAGCUAUAAAAAGAGACGCAAUGUACAAUCCCCGUCGCCGACGUUAUCCGUGAAAGCGGCUAGAAAGUCCCAACGAAAUCGUUCCGUUACUAGCACCACUUCUAGCGAGGCGUCGUCGGGGGUUUCCCCAGCCGGAGGAAAAAUGCAAGCCGAACAAGGCUCCAUUGGAGAUCUGCAAAGAUAUCACAACCGAUAUCUCAAGAAUCGGAGGCACACACUGGCAAACGUUCGUUUUGACGUCGAAAAUGGUGCCAGUCCCGGAAGAAGUCCUCUCGAUGGUGCAGCUUCUCCCUCUGCGGGCUUGGUUCUUCAGAACCUACCGCAGCGGAGAGAAAGCUUCCUGUACCGCUCGGAUAGCGACUUUGAAAUGUCUCCAAAGUCGAUGUCCAGGAACUCCUCCAUCGCCAGCGAAAGAUUCAAGGAGACAGAAAGCAUUUUGGAACGAUCCCACGGCGAAGAUCUUAUAGUAACACCAUUCGCACAAAUUCUUGCAAGCUUGCGCAGCGUAAGGAACAACUUUCUGUGUCUCACCAAUGUGCCCACCAAUAAGUCCCGUCGUUCGUCGGGGGCAACGGCAGGAACCACCCCACAACCUCGGAACAUCAAUCCGGGCGAUGAGGCGUAUAUGAAAUUAGCUUUGGAGACCAUGGAAGAAUUGGACUGGUGCCUAGACCAACUGGAAACCAUACAGACGCACAGAUCGGUCUCAGACAUGGCGUCACUAAAGUUCAAGCGCAUGCUAAACAAGGAACUGUCGCACUUUUCCGAGUCUAGCAAAUCGGGAAACCAAAUAUCAGAAUAUAUCUGCUCGACCUUCUUAGAUAAACAACAGGAAUUAGAUAUACCAAUCCCCGCCGUGAGACUAGAAGAAGGCAAUGAAGCUGUACAACCCAAAGGUGUGCCGCGUAAGGAUCGCCCGAGAUCCGUACCAACACCGAUGUCGCAAAUAUCGGGAGUCAAUCGCAAAUCGCUCUGUCACACCAAUUCAUUCACCGGCGAACGAUUGCCAGUAUAUGGCGUUGAAACACCCCACGAAGAAGAAUUAGGAAAGUGUUUAGCUGAAAUAGACAGAUGGGGAGUGGAUAUGUUCCGCAUUCAAGAACUUAGUAACGGACGACCAUUGACUUGCGUUGCGUACACAACGUUUACGUCCCGUGAGCUACUUAAACAUUUGAACAUACCACAAAAGACUUUUAUAACAUUUAUGAUGACAUUAGAAGAUCAUUACGUUAAAGAUAACCCCUUCCACAACUCCCUACAUGCGGCCGAUGUCGCUCAAAGUACUCACGUGUUGCUUAAUACCCCCGCAUUAGAAUCAGUCUUCACUCCGUUAGAAAUCACAGCCGCCCUUUUCGCCGCCUGUGUCCACGAUGUUGAUCAUCCAGGACUCACCAAUCAGUUUCUUAUAAACUCUAGUUCGGAGCUGGCGCUAAUGUAUAAUGACGAAAGCGUGCUCGAAAAUCAUCAUUUAGCGGUAGCGUUUAAGUUACUCCAAAAUGAAGGUUGCGAUAUGUUUUGUAACAUGAGCAAAAAGCAACGACAAACCCUCCGUAAAAUGGUCAUCGAUAUGGUGCUGAGUACGGAUAUGUCGAAGCAUAUGAGCCUUCUUGCUGAUUUGAAGACCAUGGUCGAAACCAAAAAAGUGGCCGGUUCUGGAGUGCUUCUGUUAGAUAACUACACUGAUAGAAUACAAGUAUUAGAAAACCUGGUGCAUUGCGCAGACUUGAGCAAUCCUACCAAACCUCUCCCACUCUACCGUAGAUGGGUCGAUCUGCUCAUGGAAGAGUUUUUCCUGCAGGGUGAUCGAGAAAGAGAAGCUAAAAUGGAGAUCAGUCCCAUGUGUGACCGACACUCGGCGACUGUAGAAAAGACCCAGGUUGGCUUCAUCGAUUAUAUCGUACAUCCCUUGUGGGAGACGUGGGCGGAUUUGGUCCAUCCAGACGCGCAAGAUAUUUUGGACACGUUGGAGGAAAACCGGGAUUGGUAUCAAGGUAUGAUCCCGCCCAGUCCACCGUCCGAAGAUGUCCCGGACCCGCAGAGACCCGGCAUUCGAUUUCAAGUUACACUUGAGGAGGGCGAGGCAGAAGCCGAAGCCCCAAUGUGACGGAGGCUGCUGGGCCUCUGUAGGAAGCUCACCGAAAAGGUGCAGCAAUGGUGGCGCGUGCGGCAAUGAGGCGCGGGCGCCUCUGCCCCCUUUGCUCACUCCCUUUUCCGCGGCUGGCCGCGGCGUUUGUUAUGUUUGCAUUGCUUGACUGAUAAUCUUCGGGCUUGCAGCCUGUCCCUGCAGUUCCUGGGAGUGUACGUAUAUUAAGUUUUGGCCUUUCCGUAUACCCUUGACAUGCCUUACCGUAGAGGAGUGACACCGCGACGCGUAGCCGCCCUGGAGGCGGUCUGUGCUCUUUUCUCAGUACUGAUACAUCUUGUAUAUAAUUUCAUAUAUCUGUCGGUGUAAUACUCAGCCCCGUGUAUGUAUAGGAACUACAUGUCAUGUCAGCUGUGUUACACAAGUAAAGCUCUCUCCAUUUUA
Molecule: messenger RNA, 3626 nt
Organism: Photinus pyralis (common eastern firefly)
Lineage: Eukaryota; Metazoa; Arthropoda; Insecta; Coleoptera; Lampyridae
Product: cAMP-specific 3',5'-cyclic phosphodiesterase
Exons: 8
Coding region: 1242-3203 (653 amino acids)
Biological process (GO): signal transduction
Cellular component (GO): perinuclear region of cytoplasm; cytosol; nucleus
Molecular function (GO): 3',5'-cyclic-AMP phosphodiesterase activity
Source: RefSeq, a predicted model, not a curated record